AUCCUCUUCCUCAAUCCCUCUGUCGUCCCUCGUAUCCCGACCUGGUGCCUCACUGCGCAUCCAUCUCGGCCCUUCUCGCCUCAUCCUCAUUGACCCUCCUUCCCUAAACAUUUCCCCUUCUCCCGUCGGGAGUGGUUGACUGGGUCCGUAGCGUGGCUACAUGCUCCUCUCUUCCGGGCCGCCGGAUUCUCUCAUUUAGGAGAACGAGAGCAAGGAAGCAUCCUCGAGAUUUCCUCCAAGUGAUCCUACUGGACUCGUCGCUAUUCCAUCGUGGAGAGAGUGAGCGAGGGAAAGAAAAGGAAAACGGGACGGGAAAUCUAGACCGACCGUUUCCGUCAAAGUCCUAACGGGGAUCGGCCAGGCUGUUAGGACUACUUCGUAUGCACGUUAUUCUGGGAUCCUUGAAUUGACUUUUUCCUCUGUCGCCGUCUUCUGCGAUGCCUCGUCGUCGGUCAGCCAACUCGUCCUCUAACGACUCGCCAUCGUUCUCUGCCUCCAAGGCUGGUAUCGCCGUGAAGGCUGCCACCAAGCAGAAUCGUCUGAGCCAGAUAUUUUCGACAAACCCAAAGUCCAAGACAGAACAACAGACCUCAUCCGCCGUUGUAAACGCGGGUACUGUAGGAUACGAUUCCAGCACGAUUUCUCCACCGAUUAGCUCGGCCUCACUGUCCCUACCGACCAUUUCUCUAUCCACUGCUACAGCAGACAGUUCCAACAUGGACACAACUUCCACCACACUCUUUCAGCCCCCCUCGCAAGAGGAAGCACGUCGCUUGGCCAAGCAGCACGCCGAGUUCGGUCCCAUUGGCCAUCCAAGCCAUCGUUAUACCAGUCGACACGCUGGCAAUGUCUUUCCUGAGCCCGUUAUGGACGAACCGCCCUAUUUUUACCUUCUAACGACUUACAUCAGUUAUUUAAUCCUAAUUGCCUAUGGACACGUCCGUGACUUCUUUGGAAAGCGCUUCCGCGAGGCUAAUUACCGACAUUUGAAGCCUCGCGACGGAUAUGCCGCACUCAACAGCGACUUUGACAACUUCUACAUCCGCCGUCUCCAGCAGCGCAUUCGCGACUGCUUCGAGCGACCUGUCAGCGGUGUUCCGGGACGUAACAUCACUUUGAUCGACCGGGCCUCGGAUGAUCACAACAAGCACUUUUACUUCACCGGCACUACCACCGACACUCUCAACCUGAGUUCUUACAACUACCUCGGGUUUGCCCAGUCAAUAGGGCCUUGCUCAGAUGCUGCCGAAGAGGCGAUCAAGAAAUAUGGCAUUACCUCCUGCAGCACCCGUUCUGAGGUAGGAACUCAAGACCUCCACUUGGAAGUCGAGGAGCAGGUCGCCCGGUUUGUUGGAAAGGAGGCUGCUAUGGUUUUCUCCAUGGGUUUCGGUACCAAUGCCAACAUCUUUCCCGCACUGGUCGGUAAAGGCUGUCUCAUCAUUUCGGACGAGCUCAAUCAUGCGUCAAUCCGCUUUGGAGCCCGACUUUCGGGAGCAUCCAUCUGCAUGUUCAAACACAAUGACAUGAAGGCACUUGAGGAGAAACUCCGGGAAUCUAUCUCUCAGGGUCAGCCGCGCACUCAUCGCCCUUGGAAGAAGAUCCUGGUAGUUGUGGAAGGUCUUUACUCAAUGGAAGGGUCGAUGUGUAAUCUUCCCGGUUUAAUCGCCCUGAAGCGACGCUACAAGUUCCAUCUCUUCAUCGAUGAGGCUCACUCUAUCGGCGCUGUUGGUCCCAGGGGCAGGGGUGUUUGCGACUAUUUCGGUAUCGACACCUCUGAGGUUGAUAUCCUGAUGGGCACUCUUACGAAAUCAUUCGGCGCAAACGGUGGGUACGUUGCUGCGGACCGAAUGAUGAUUCAGAAACUCCGUGCCACCAAUUCCGGUGUCUUUUUUGGGGAGUCACCGUGUCCGGCAGUGCUAAUGCAAAUAGCCACUGCUCUCCGCAUCAUCGCCGGCGAACUGGUUCCUGGUCAGGGUGAGGAACGGUUACAGCGUUUGGCCUUCAAUUCUAGGUAUCUUCGUCUGGGGUUAAAGCGUCUUGGCUUCAUAGUUUACGGCCAUGACGAUUCACCCAUUAUUCCGAUCCUUCUCUUCAAUCCCGGCAAAAUGCCUGCAUUCUCCCAUGAGAUGCUGAAGCGUAAAAUCUCCGUCGUUAUUGUCGGCUAUCCUGCAACGCCUUUGGUUUCUUCCCGUGCCCGUCUUUGUGUUUCGGCUGCCCAUACAAAGGAGGAUCUUGACCGCGUUCUGACUGCCUGUGAUGAGAUCGGUAACAGCUUGCAGCUCAAAUUUUCCACUGGCAUCGCUGGUGGACUCUAUCCUUCUGAAAACACGUUCAAUACUCCGGAGAAUGAGAAGGAUGAGCAACACAAGCGACCCGUCAAGAUCACGCCCCCACGCUGGCGGAUCGAAGAUGUUAUCAAGAGAGGUGUCCAGGAUGCCAAACUGCCGUUGUUCUAAGCUAUAUUCUGACGGCCCACGAUAUUGUCUGAUCUUCAAUGCCUGUCAAUAGUCCUUCGGACUUGUUUCGGAAUCACCUUGAGGUACCUGCUCUGGUAACGUGUAUAUCGCCAGGCCAAGGAGUUUUUCUCAUUUGUUCUGUUGGUGGUAAUGUCUAAGAGCCCUAGGUUCUGUUUCUUUUAUUCGUUUCUCCUUGGUAUCUGCGACGUACUGUAUUGGUCGUCAACGAAAAAGAAAAAUUGACAAAGAAGCCAAAAAAAGAGAAAUACAUAGAACUUUGCAAGUUCUUCACACACGAUUGAAUACAUCAGUUGAAACGGUCUUGUUCAAGAUGAGGCUGUGGGGAAUGGAUGGAGGUGCUCAGGCGGACACUGGCCUGGCUGGAAGUAAUUAUUGUCUAUAAUUAGCUUGGAUGUUAAUAAUAUUCUUACUGAAUGAUGGAUUUGCAGGCUUGUGUAUGGUAGAUGUCAUUUAUGUGGGAAGGCAUGGAGUAUAAUCAUUGAAUUCUGCCAUUGAGUUUAAAGCUAUUUAUUGUACCACACUAGGACUCGUACGAUGUAGGCAAUCUUUGUGCACAGGGACGAUUAUAAAGAUAUGUAGGAACUAGCUGCAUUAUUCCAUAGAAGGAUGCGUGUAGUCCUGGGUAUCUGAAUAUGCAUGCUCUGUAAUCUGUAAAGAGAAACAACCACAGUUGAUAAAACACAUUGACGCCAGUAAACAAGUAAGCAAGCCAGGAAGAAAAACAAUAAUCAGCAAACGGAAUUGAAAUAAAAUAAAUAUACUGAACCUCGUCGUUGACCAGAACGCCUCUCACCAUAACAUGGGGAAUGCAAUGAAUCAAACGAAGAGUGUCAUGACCUGUUUCGUCUUGUGUCGUUGGCAACGCAGAAAAUCAAAAUGAAAACACUUCGUAUGUAUAAGCGAUAUAACUCUAUCCAUGCUUCAUAAGUCAAAUAGCGCCGUAUGCAUUGCGCGGACGUUCGUCUGGCAAGAGAGCGGCUUCCUCCUCGGAAGCCUCAGCGAUAGAUCCUCGGUCUGGGGAGACAGAAGGGAUCCACCCUCUCAUCCACCCUCUGACGGCCGUCCAAUGGCUCGUCUGUUCUCCUUUCCCAUCCUCAUCACCCACGUCGACCAUAAUCACAGGCUCGCCCUCACCGUACACAAGGAACUGCACGCCCAUGAAAGCGUCUAGCGCCAGAACGCCCGCAGCGCCGAGAAAGAAUGGAAGGGUGCGUACGAUCCACUCGACACGGGAAUUACCGUCGACACUGGCCCACCCUCCGCCACCGUAGGGGGGGAAAUCAAACCAGGCGUUGGGGUUUGUGAGGAGUGAGGCCGAGUAGAAAAAAUUUCCGCAGAAGGCUGCCAUAAAGAGCAAGGGGGACAAGCCAGAUGUGCUUUUCCGGCGAUAGUUCUUGUAGAGCUGGGGCGGGCGCGAGAAGAGGUACAGGACGGAAGAAAUCCAGGAGGCGACACGGCCGAUGAUCUCGAGGGUGGAGGACUCGGAUGCAGCGGUGAACGGUGAUGCAGACUGCAAAUGAGGCUCUGUCGGGGCUGCAUUGGCCAGGACAGCGCAGAGCAUUGACGUCAGGAGGACCGUGCGGGUUGAGAGACUGGACCCGUUCCCGGCGACAGUUCUGCGAGAAGCGAAGGAGUGCUUCUUCUCGUUAUGGGAAUAAGACGGCGAUGGGCCGGCUAGGACGUCGACGAUCGGCUUCUUCGGGGGAUCGACAUCCUUGGGGAGUGAUCGUGGGGACAGCUCCGAAGGCGAUCGAGACGCAGAAGCGCCGUGGUCAUCCUCAGGCAGAGAGACGCCUUCCAAGACGCCCGAACCAGGCGGAUUCCGACGGGAGUGAGGCGGAUGGUCGCGUGCGUACCGUCUCCACUUCCUCUGGCCAUGAGUGUACCAGAAGAACUGAGCCACCAGGGUGAUAUCAACCAGGACAUAGUAGGCCGCAACAACGACUUGCCAACCGGCCUGUCGCGUGAGCAGCGAGCCCACCAGGUUCGCCGAAUCGCCCAAGCACCAUUCAAUGAGGAAGAAAGCAGAGAGACCAGCGGUAGACUGGAGCUGGUAGUUCUUAUAUAUCUGGGGGAUUUGAGCAAACAGCCAUGAGACGAUGCUGAGAGUACCCAGGAGGGAGGAGAUGAGGGCGAGCGGCGUGGGAAGGCAUAUGUGGAGGUAGGAGGAGAGGGCGGCUAAGUAGGGCGACGAUGGCUCGCAGUGGUCGGGGAGGGCGAUUGCAGUGAUCUGACGCAAAAGAGGAGGAGGCAUGAUGGCAGUGAUGAAG
Molecule: messenger RNA, 4747 nt
Organism: Monascus purpureus
Lineage: Eukaryota; Fungi; Ascomycota; Eurotiomycetes; Eurotiales; Aspergillaceae
Source: the annotation of a GenBank genome assembly